AUGUCGCUCCUGAAUUUGGAAACUAUCGCGAACUUUGAAAAUUUUGUUCGCACACCUGUACUUACAGUAGUACACUUUGCUGCUGACUGGGCAGAGCAAUGUAAGCAAGUAACUGAAGUUCUUAAAGAAUUAAUAAAGCUUCCAGAAGUACAGGCAAGUGGGACCAAAGCCGCUGUUUGUGAUGCUGAAAAACUAUCUGAAAUCUCGUUGCAAUAUAAGAUUGAUUCAGUUCCUACUGUAAUAUUAUUCAGGAAUGGUAUACAAGUAGAUAGGGUGGAUGGCGCCGAUGCAGCACAGAUAUCUUCCAAAGUAAAGUCUCACAGUUCAAAUAAGGCAGCAUCAGGGGACAUCGCGCCCGCGCCCCAAAAACUAGAAGACAGACUGAAAGCAUUAAUUAAUAGACAUAAUGUUAUGAUAUUCAUGAAAGGUAACCGUGAGCAGCCCAGAUGCGGAUUUAGCAAGACUUUAAUUCAAAUCAUGAAUGGCACAGGAGUGGAGUACGACACUUUUGAUAUAUUGGGUGAUGAAGAGGUACGCCAAGGUCUAAAAGUAUACUCAGACUGGCCUACCUACCCUCAGCUGUAUGUCAAAGGAGAAUUAAUUGGGGGAUUAGAUAUUAUCAAAGAACUGUUAGCUAAUGGAGAAUUGGAUGCUACACUUAAACCUUAG
Messenger RNA from Arctia plantaginis, 669 nucleotides. The record is from the annotation of a GenBank genome assembly. Lineage: Eukaryota; Metazoa; Arthropoda; Insecta; Lepidoptera; Erebidae.